CCGAUAAUUUCUAAAUAUUUUGAUUUCGGUUUCGUAUCCUAGUGAUAAUAGCGAUGAAUACAAUUAUGUAGAAUUGACUUAACUUUAUCUUAAAUUUGAUAUUUACUAAUCUUAACGCCCACAUUUCAGGUAUCUGUAGAGUAUCAUUUGUAGAAGUUCAUUUAAGUACUGUCGUGUGUCUAGACACCCGCGCAUUAUAGCAGCGUAAGCAUAUCAAGUGCUGUAUGGAUAUGACACGGCGUUGACACCUGUUGAUAGUUUCGGCAAAUAAAUUGUCAUAGUCGUCUUCGAAGUUCGACUUUGUCAAUUUAAUAUUAUUCAUGGCGAACAACGAUAAUAUUUUUGUCGACGAACGAGAAGAUGUUCAAAAAAAGACUUUUACCAAAUGGAUAAAUUCUCAACUUGUAAAAGAAAACCAUGAACCCAUUUUUGAUUUAUUUUUGGAUUUGCAAAAUGGAACCAAAUUGUUGUAUUUAUUAGAAAUCUUAACUGGUAUUCAAAUUAAACCUGAAAAAGGUCGAAUGAGAGUUCAUCAUCUAAAUAAUGUCAAUAAGGCUUUACAAAUAUUAGAGCAAAACAAUGUGAAGCUAGUCAAUAUUAGCAGUAAUGACAUAGUUGAUGGCAGUCCAAAAUUAAUUCUUGGACUAGUUUGGAGUAUAAUAUUACAUUGGCAGGUUGAUUGUCAUUUAAAAGAAUUAAUGACAGAAUUGCAACAAACAAAUCUUGAAAAAACUCUUAUAUCAUGGUGUAGAUGUAAUUUAGAAGAAUAUGGAAUAGAUAUUAAAAAUUUUACCACUUGUUGGACUGAUGGGUUAGCUUUCAAUGCAUUAAUACAUAAAUUUCGAUCAGAUCUUAUAGACUAUAACGUAAUUUUAAAACAACAUUCAAAUGUUAGGCUUGAAAAUGCAUUUGCAACUGCUUAUGUACAUUUAAACAUUGAACGUCUAUUAGAUGUUGAAGAUGUUAACACUUCAGUUCCUGAUAAGAAGUCUGUGAUGAUGUAUGUCAUGUGCUUAUUUCAGCGACUGUCACAAUAUUCUGAUGAAUUGAGUGUUGCGAAAUUUGAUUCACAAAUAAAUGAUGAACAAGAAUUCACAAAAUCUGAAGAAAGACCUAUCAGUAUGUUAACAAAUGUUUCUGUUGAACUUGGAGGAUAUCAAUCAGCAUUAGAAGAAGUAUUAACUUGGUUGCUAGAAGCUGAAGAUCGUUUACAUCAGUCUGAAAAAAUUCCUGAAGAACUUGAAAGCAUUCGAGAAGUAUUUCAUUCACAUGAAAAUUUUUUAAUUGAACUCUCUCACCAUCAAGAUGGUGUUGGGGCCGUGUUGGAGGAAGGUGCUAAAAUGUUAUCUGAUGGUGGAUUAAAUGAUGAAGAAGAGGAAGAAGUUCGCAUUCAAAUGAAAUUAUUAAAUUCACGUUGGGAAAAACUUAGAUUAACAGCAAUGGAAAGGCAAACUAAGAUUCAUGAUAAUCUAAUGCAAAUUCAACAAAAACAAUUAGAUGAACUUAGACUAUGGUUGACUCAGACUGAAGAUCGUAUAUCGUAUUUGUCACAAUCAGCUAAAAUGGAUGUUGAUAAUUUACGCUCACAACUUGAUGAACAUUCAUCACUUAGAGCUGAUUUAAGAAAACAACAAGUCUCUGUUGAUUCUUUAUCUAAACUUGUCAUAGUUAUUGAUGAAAAAAGUUUUCCAGAUUCUGUUCAUACUCAAAUGGAAGAUGAACUAUCAGCUCUGGGGGAACGAUGGGCUCAUAUAUGUAAAUGGGCUGAUGAAUAUGGUAUCAAACUACAAACACAACUAAUGAAAUGUAGUCGAAUUACUGAGCAACUAUCAUGGUUACAAUCUUGGUUUGACUCUAAAGAAACUAUCCUAAAAAAUAUGGAAUCUAAACAUGUUACUGAAGUAGCUGAAGUUUUAGAAAGAAUUAAACAACUACAAACAUUGCGACAUCAAAUGUCAAGUCAGCAACGAAAUAUUAACAAUCUUCAAGCUAAAAUUCAAAGCUUAGAAGAAGAGUUUAUGUAUACUGAGCAUUGCCCCUUUUCAGAAAGAAUUGAAACAUUACAAGAUAGAUGUGAUGCGUUGGUCCAAAUUAUUGAAAUACAAGCUUUAAGAAUAUCCAACGAUGGCUUUGAGUUUGAUUUAACAAAUCAUACAAGUAUAGAUCAACCCGAUGAAAAGUUAUUUGAUGAUAGCUUUGAAAAAAAUUUAAAAACUUUAGAUAGUGAUGAAAUUGGAUCAAAGCGAAGGAAAAAAAAUGCAUCUCCUCCAGAUGAUGAGUAUGAUAAUGUUGUACUAAAUAUUAGUAAUUGGUUAAAACGAUCCCAAAAACUACUUGAUGAACCAUUAGAAGCAGAAGAAGAAGCUGCUUUGUAUGAAGAUAUUAUGUCUGAAUAUGACAGCCAAUUUUUGCAAUUAGAUUUUAUCAGUAAAAAAGUAAAAGAUUGUGAAAUCAAUAAAACUCCAGUACCCAAACUUGAAAAUUACACAAAGCUGUGUGAAGAAUUUCACGAAUUUGAAGCAUUUUUAGAAAUAUUCAAGCAUAAAGUGAAAUAUGAUCUUGAUAAAAAGCAAAUAACUAAAGAAAUGAACUAUUUUAAAUUAGUAUUAGAUGGAUAUGCAAAAUGGCUAGAUAAUAAAAAUUCUACUUAUGAGCAAAUUAAGAUGAAAUUUAAAUCUUUAAAAUCUUUAAAUGAUCUAGUUUUAAAAUUAAACCUAAAUCUUGAUCAAUUAAAACCUGAUGAUUCUUUAAGAGCUGAAAUUCAAAAGUGUCUUGCUACUUGGAAUUUUUUGAAUGAAAAGUUUUCAAAGUAUGAAGAACAAACAAAACUAUCACAAGAAGCUAAUUCUAGUUCUAAGUUUAAAGAGUUAAAAGAAGAGCUAGCUGGUUGGAUUAGUAAACUAGAAGGAGUUUUACUUGGAGAACCAGUGCUUAUGAAUGAAUCAAAAAUUUUAACAACUCAAUUGGAUCAUUUAAAAGAAUUACAAAAAUCAAUAAUUGAUCGACGAGCAACUUUAGAGAUGGUUAAUAAAUAUGGACAAGAUAUCUUAAACAAAUUAAACAAUGGUAUUGCUGCUGAAAGAUUAACUGAAGAUCUUCAAGAUCUUAAUACCCGGUGGAGUGAUAUUCCAGUAUUAUUAGAUGAAAGGAUAUUAAAAUUAAAAAAAGAAUUAUACAUAGUUUUAGAACUAGAAUCCAAUUUCAGAACAUUAGAAGAUUUAAUGGAGCAAAGUGAAGAUCUUUUUAAUUAUUACAAUUCACAAAGUGAUCAAACAGAUUUGAAAAUGAUAAAUGAUGUAUGUGAUUCAGUUUCUCAACUAUAUGAUAAACUUCAUGGGGACAUGACAAAAAUAUUUGAAACAACAGUUGAUAAUGAUUUUAAAACUAAAACAAUUCUAAAAAUAGAAAUUAUUAAAGAAAAAAUAAACAAAAUUCAUACAUUUAAAGAAGAAAUUGCUGUUCAAGGGUUAAAACAUUUAGAAAAAGAAUUUGCGGAUGUAAAAAAGUGUGUAUCAGAAGUUGAUAAAAAUCAUACUUAUCGCCAAAAAGAUCUUAUAAAUUCAGCUGGUGAGCUUGUUAAAUUAAAAAACAAGUAUAAUUCAUUACAUGAUAAACUUCUAGAGAAAAAAUCAACAUUGGAUAAACUGGAACAAUGUAAUGAUGAUAAUGUCAAAAUGUUAGUAUUAAAGUGGAAUCAAGUAUAUGAAAGUGUUCACUUAAUUCGCAAUGAGUUACAACAAGAUGUACAACUUCAUUCAGAAUUUAAAGUUUUAAUGUCUCAAGAAAACGUGUGGCUAGAUAAAUUAGAUAAAUGUCUUAAAAAAAGUAUCAAAACAGUAGCUACUGAUGCUGAAGAAAUAUCAGAAGAACUUGAUGACUUAGAAAAUUGUUUAAGAAAUCAUCCUGAAUCUAGAAUAGAACGUUUGAAUGAAAUUGGUGCAAUUUUAUGUGAUCAUAAUGUUAUGACCUCUAGUAUAAAAGUAGAUUUAGCCAAAGUAACUUCUCGUUGUAAAAAGCUCACUACACAAGCUGAAGAUAAAGUGAGACGUUUAGAAGAAAACAUAGAACAAACACAAAAGUCUGAAAAUUGUAUUGCUCAAUUUCAACAUUGGCUUGAUAGUACAGAUCAACAACUAACUUCACGCAUUCAAAAUGAUUUUUCUCCUCAAGAUAUACCAAAUGAUGUUCAAAGGCUCUCUGAAGAAUUUCAAAACCAAGGUAAAUUACUGCAUGAUAUGGAACAACAAAUUUUUAAUUAUGAAAUAGCUAAUAAAAAGGAAGUUGCCAAUAGACUAAAGGACCAGUUAUCAUUUUUAAAAAAACGUUUUUACCAACUUGAAGAAAAAUUCGAAAGAUACCAAUCACCUGGUGAUUUAACAACUCGUACUUCAAGAGUGUUAAGAGAAAUGCAAUCAAUUGAAAAUACUAUAUGUUUAUUAGAAUUAGCAUCUGAAGAUGCUGCUAGUAUUAAAGAACAAUUUAAACAGUGUUCGAAAGUACAUUCUACACUUGAUAAUUUAAACAAUGAAGUUGAAUUUAUUAUAAGUUCUUAUAGUUCAAAUGACAAUCAAGUUCAAGUUGAAAUAGUUAAAAACUUAUACGCCAAAUUAAUGAAAGAUGUGAAACAAAAAAAAGGAAGAUUAGAACAAGGAUUAAAUUGUCUAGAAUUACUGGACACAAACAUCAAUAUUUUGUCUGUGUGGAUAUCAGAUGUAGAACAAUUUUUAAACAAAAAUAAAGAUAUUCAUUUAGAUGAAAGUGAUGUAAAAGAUCAAAUAAAAUUUAUAAAAGAUAAAAUAGAAUCUGAUGUUGUUAAAUUAGAAGAAAAUAUUAACAUUAUCAAUUCAACUUAUAAUGAAUUUAAAUCUCUUAAAGAUCCAUUGUGUGAGGAUAAUAUUUAUUUUGAACGUAUUAAUACUGUGAAUGAUAAUUGGAAAUUAAAUAUUGAUAAAUUGAAUGAAAAACUCUCACAAUUAACAGAUUUAAGUGCAAUGACUAGCAAUGUGAAAAUUUCAAAAAGGGCAAGUAAAACAAAAAAGAAACCUCUUCCUGAAAUCAAAAUUACUAAUGACAACAGUAAUGUACAAUCAAGUGCUUUAUCAAAAACUGUUAAUGAAAAUAGUGAUACUUUUAAUUUGGCCCAAGACAGUAAAUUGUUUUCUCAAGUAUCUAAAGGAGAUUCACAAAUAUUACUAUCUACCAUUCAGCCUAAGAAUAAUAAAGUUCAAGAGUGUGUUAUAGUUGAAGUAAAAGAACAUGAAAUAUUAAAGUCCAGUGUAAUAAGCCACGGUAAAGUAACUGCAGAACAUCUUUUGGUGCCUGUUAACUAUGCAGAAAUGGUAGAACUUUCUGAAGGCACAGAAACUGAUACAGAUGAAGAAAAAUGGCCUCAAACUGUAUAUAGAAGAAAAAAUUCAGAGAAAAAAUCAUGUUUGAGUCCAUGUGAAAUUUUAGUCAAACGACAAAAACUAUCUUCUGAAGAAUCAUUAAAAUCAAGCUUUGAAAAUUUACAGAAUAAAGAUUUUACUAUGCCGUUGGAAGAUGACCAUGAAAAUUCAGAUUCAUUAUGUGUUAAAGUAAAUAAAACUCAUCAUACAACUAUAACAGCUUGGCAAAACCCUACAUCUGAUGAUUACAAAGAACUAGUUUUACUCAAAGAAGUUGAAAUGUCAAAUACUUAUAAAAUCAUUGGAGCUGAUCAAGAAAAAAAUACCUUGAAUAUUCCGAAAAAAAUUGGAGAAGACAAUGACAGUUUUUAUGGUAGUGAUAAAGAAACUGAUGAUGUAGUAAUGUUUUCAGACGAUGAAGGCAAAAGUAUAAAGUUUGAAGAUUCAAGUUCUUCUGAUGAUGAACUAACUAAGGAACUUAAAAUUAUAAAAUCUGAGAAAAAUGUACUAAAUUUAUCAAAUCAAUCAAAUACCCAUACAAUAAAAACCAUUCAGUAUGCAGAUAUUGAAAAGUAUGAAAACGAGGCUAAGAUAAUGUUAAGUAGAAUGGAAACUACUCUAAAAGAAUUACGCCAAUUAAAAAUGGAACCUGAUCCAAAAAAACGUUUUGAGUUAAUUGAACAAAAAGUGAGUUAUAUAGCUCCUGAUGCUGCUACACUUAUAAGUAAAGGAGAUAGUCUUAUACUUGCGAGCCAUAUAGAUGAUCCUUCAAGAGCCAGUACAUUAUGUACAUUAAUUCAAGAUAGGCUAAGAGUUUUGUGGACUCAUAUUAUGUCUGAAAUUGAGAUUAUUAAACUUCAAACGCAAGUUUUAGAAAAACAAAUGGAUGAAUAUAAAAAUAUAAAACUAAAUAUUGAAAAUUGCCUAAACCAGAAACAUAAAAAUUCACAGAUUCUGGAAAGAGAAAUUAAUCAAUUGUAUAGUAAUCUUUUAGAAAUGAAUGAAAUAAUUUUAGACAUUGAAGUACUUUGCCAAGAUCAAAAUUUUAUAGAUAAAAUGAUUUCAGAAGUUAAAAGUUUAAAAAAAAAGUUAAAUAAACUAAGCCCAUUAUCACAAGAGUCUAAAGCAAAUGUUCCUGAUGUUAUUGUCACUCAAAUAAAUGAGACAAAAAAGAUAACAGGGUCAAUUUUAAGAGAAUUAAAUGAAUUACCACUGUCAAAUGAUUCUGUCUCUGUACAAGCCUCUAAACUCAAAGAAUUAAAAAUGAAAUCUGAUUCACUUAAAGUAACAAUUGGCAAUUUCAAUUUGAGAACUGUAAACAAUGAGCCUUUUAUUAUUAGAAACUUUAAAAGAAUAAGUGAAUAUUGGGAACUACUUCAUAAAUGUUUAAUUGAAAGAACUGGGCAAAUAUCUAGUACUCAAACAGAAGUAAACAAUUUACAAAAAAGUGGUAAAGAACUUUCAGAGUGGUUGGCCGAAAUUGAAUCUGAUAUGGCAGAAAAUGAUUUAACUUUGACAUUACAAGAAAAAAAAACGAAACAGCGUGAUUUAGAAAGACGUGUUUCAUCUAGACACAGAACUGUAAUCAGUUUCCUUAACUGUUCUCGAACAUUAUGGUCACAUUCAAAUACAUUCCAAUCAGAAGUUAAAAAUCUCAGACUAAGAUGGCAAGCUGUGUUAAAUAAAUUAACUCUUCAAAGAGAAAAAUUAAAUGAAAUGGAUAAAUCAAAAUCUAAUUUAUCUAAUGUGGUAUCAUCUACAAAAAUCACCAUUGAUCAAACCUUAAAUAUGCUUCAAUCUACUCAAGCUAACCCUUCAGAAACUGAUUCUUUAAACUCUAAAAUAUGUCUACUUAAAUCUAAAGAAAUUGAACUGAUAAACCGCAAAAAAGACAUUGAUACAAUGAAAUCCACAAAAUCAAAACAGCCAAAUGACCUUGAAUCAAUUAAAUCAUUAUUAGAUCAGGUUAUUAAAGAUCUUUCAGAAAACUUGGUUUGCUUAAAUGGUAAACUUGCUGCUUUGAAUAAGUUUAUAAUUCAGUUAAAAGAUUUAAAUUCAUGGGUAUCAUCCAAAAUGGUUGAAGUUGAAGGAAUUAAACAAAAACCAUUAUCUGAAAGAAGAAAUGCUUUUGAAAAUUUAAAUGCAAAUUUAUUGGAAAGAAGUGCAGAAAUAAAAGAUAUUUUGGAAAAUUUUACAAAUAUAGAAAAACAAUGUGAAGGAAUUGGUCAACCAGUAUCUAUAGAACUACAAGAAAUUGUUAAAAAUCUAAGAGAAAAUUGGAUUCAACUUAAAAAUAUAAUUGAAGAUAGUAUUAAAAAACCAUUAGCCACAUUAUUUGAGAUAAAAAAAGUGGAAGAAAGUUGGAAAAACUUAAGAAAUGUUACUGCAGCACAUUCCAGUUCUGGAUUACAAUCCUUUUCUUCUGUCAAUUCAUCUGAUGCAGUUUUUAAUUUACUGGCUAGCUUUGAUAAAUCUAUUCUUCAGAUUUGUGACUGGUUAAAACUUGAAGAAAGUAUGUUGCGUCAGCAGUCAGUAACUGUUGGUGAUAUCAAUGAUAUCCUUCAAUUAAUUGAUAAACAAAAGAAUGUGUUAAGAGAAUUAGAACAAAAGAAACCUCAGUUAGAUGAACUUGUGCACACAGCAGAAAAUCUUAAAGCUGAUUCAAAUCGUCAACAAUUACAUGGAAAAGUUACCAAGCUACGAGAACAUUGGGAUGAAACCAAUAACAAAGUAAUGCAACGUAAAACUGAAUUAAAUGCUAUGUUAGGAGAUAGUGAACGCUAUGAUACAAAAAGAUUAGAACUCGAUAACUGGCUUAAUCGAAUGGAAUCCAAGCUUCAAAAAAUGCGUAUAGUUGGAAACACUGCAGAUAUACUAGAAUCACAACAAAGAGAGCAAAAAACAUUCCAUGUUGAACUUCAUCAAUAUAAGCAUCAAAUAGAUUUAUUCAAUCAACUUACUCAGAAACUAAUAGCAGUUUAUCAAAAUGAUGACACGUCUAAAAUUAAAAAAUCUACUGAACAAAUCAAUCAAAGAUUCCAAAAUUUAAAUACAAAUAUUAUAAGUAGAGGAAAAAUAUUACAUUCUGCAAUGAGCACUUUACAAAACUUAGAUAAGUCAUUUGACAACUUUUUGGGAUGGUUGUCAGAAGCUGAAUCGACUAUGGAAUCAAUUGAAACUGAAUUUGAUAGAUGCAAUACACUAAAAAGAGAUAGUUCUAUUGCUAUAAAUCAGCUUAAGGAAUUACAACGUGAGAUGGAAACAAAAAGUCUUUCUCUAAAUUCUCUCGACAACGGAGGAAAAAAACUUCUUGGAAAUCUCUCCUCGCAAGAAGAUUCAGUAAUGCUUCAAAGGCGUUUAGAAGAAAUGAAUCAGCGUUGGAACCAAUUGAAAAAUCGCUCUAACAAUAUUAGAAAUCGUUUAGAAAAUAACACUGAACAUUGGAAUGCUCUACUAUUAUCAUUAAGAGAAUUAGUGGAAUGGAUAAUAAAAAAAGAUACAGAAAUAUCUAGUUUUGGUCCCUUAGGUAAUGAUUUGACUACAUUACAAAAACAAAAGGAUGAUCAUAAAGGAUUUCAUCGACAAUUGGAAGAGAAAAGACCUGUUAUUGAGUAUAACUUACGUAGCGGCAGGCAAUACAUAAAUAUAGAAUCUCAAAUUACAGCCUCAGUAAAAAAUGAAGAUUUAAAUAAUACUGGAGAUUCAAGAGGAUAUCGAAGUGCGGAAGAACGAGCUCGUGAUAUAACAAUAAGCUUAAAACGAGAAGUUACCAGAGUAUCAGAUCAAUGGAAUUCUCUCCUUAACCGUUCAGACAAAUGGCAGCAAAGUUUAGAAGAAGCAAUCACAAAAAUGCAAGUAUUUCAAAAAAGUUUAGAAGAUAGUUCUUCAAAGCUUGCCAGUUUAGAGACUAUGUAUAAAUCAUGUUCGAUUUCAAAUCAUGGUGAUUCAACAAGAUGCCUGCAAGAACUUAGACAAUUUGGAGACAAAUUAAAUCCAAUACAACAACGAAUAGAAGACUUAAAUGAUCAAGCUAGUUUACUGUCAUCAAAAAAUUUUACUAUAUCAAUGUCAAAUAAAAAUUUGUUGCAUGAAAUUAACAAUAGGUGGAAAACAUUACAGCUUUCCAUGGAUGAUAAGUACAAACAGAUUCGUGAUAAUGGUAAAAUUGGUUCAAGUAAUAGCAAUGGAACAUCACCUGCAAGUUAUAGUGAACCAUCUACUUCUUUGUUAUUAAGUGGUUCUGUGGAGCCUCCUUGGGAAAGAGCUACUACUUCUAACAAAGUGCCAUACUACAUAAACCAUCAAUGUGAAUCAACCAACUGGGAUCAUCCUAAAAUGGUUGAUCUUAUGUCUUCUUUAUCAGACUUCAACAAUGUAAGAUUUUCAGCCUACAGAACAGCUAUGAAAUUACGUAGAGUUCAAAAACAAAUGUCUUUACAUUUAUUAUCUCUGGAAGCUGCUGUUGAAGCUUUUGAUAAUCAUGGACUACGUGCUCAAAAUGAUAAAUUAAUAUCUGUUUCUGAAAUGCUUACAAUUUUAGGAUCGAUUUUUGAUACUCUAGCAUCCCAGCAUCCAUCUUUAGUUCAUGUUCCAUUAUGUCUUGAUUUAUCUCUGAAUUGGCUGUUAAAUGUGUAUGAUAGCCAAAGAACUGGUCAAAUUCGUGUACUGUCAUUUAAAGUUGGCUUGGUACUUUUAUGUAAAGGACAUUUAGAAGAAAAAUAUCGAUACUUGUUUAGGCUAAUAGCUGAUCCAAAUAGACAAGUUGAUCAACGCAAAUUAGGUCUUUUGAUACAUGACUGUAUUCAAUUGCCCAGACAAUUAGGUGAAAUUGCAUCUUUUGGGGGUUCAAAUAUUGAACCAUCAGUGAGAAGUUGUUUUCAAAAAGCUGGUAAAGAUAAAAAUGUCAUUGAAGCUAUGCAUUUCUUAGUUUGGUUACAACAAGAACCACAAAGUAUGGUUUGGCUAGCUGUUUUACACAGAUUAGCAGAAUCUGAGUCAGCUAAACAUCAAGCUAAAUGUAACACUUGCAAAGCUUAUCCAAUCAUAGGUUUCAGAUAUCGUUGUCUCAAAUGUUUUAAUUUUGACAUGUGCCAGACAUGUUUCUUUUCUGGUUGUAAAGCAAAACAUCACAAGUUAACUCAUCCUAUGCAAGAGUACUGCUCAACAACUACAUCAGGCGAAGAUGUACGUGACUUCACUCGUGCUUUGCGUAACAAAUUUAAAUCAAAACGAUACUUCAAAAAACACCCUCGAGUUGGUUAUUUACCUGUUCAAUCAGUAUUAGAAGGUGAUGCUUUUGAAAGUCCUUCUCCUUCACCACAACAUUCCAAUACUUCUUCCACACUACCUGAUGUGCACAACCGUUUAGAAAUGUAUGCAUCACGUUUAGCAGAAGUUGAAUACAGAACACGAAGUAAUUCUACACCAGAUUCGGAAGAUGAACAUCAAUUAAUAGCUCAAUAUUGUCAUUCUUUAAAUGGUACUGGAUCUGAAGCAUUGUCAUCACUUCCCAGAAGUCCUGUUCAGAUUAUGGUUGCUAUAGAUGCAGACCAAAAACAAGAAUUAGAAACUAUGAUUAAAGAACUAGAAAAUGAGAAUUCUCAUUUACAAGAAGAAUAUGAAAAACUUAAAACCGGUUCUGGUAAUAAACUACCUCUCAAUAUAAUAACAUCUAAUAGAAAUGGUGAAAUUGAUAUGGUAUCAGAAGCAAAAAUGUUACGUNAAAUUGAUAUGGUAUCAGAAGCAAAAAUGUUACGUCAACAUAAAGGUCGUUUAGAAGCACGUAUGCAGAUAUUAGAAGACCAUAAUAGACAACUUGAAGCCCAACUUCAAAGACUUAGGCAGUUGCUUGAAGAACCUGCUACAUUACAAACAAGAUCAGUUACAGCUUCUCAACUUGUUAAUGAUUCUUCAUAUCAAUACUCCAAAGACUCACCAGGAAACACUGGUCGGAAUACUUUAGAGAGACCUCCUCCGCCACCCAUAUCAUCAACCCAACAUUCAGUUGGUAAUCUACAUCAUAUGGCUGAUGAUUUAGGAAAAGUUGUAUCAGAACUUGUAACUGUCAUGACUACUGAUGAAAACAAUAAAAACUGAAGCAAAAUAUUUAAAAAUUUUAUAUCAUUAUCAUUGUUUUAAUCUUACUAUUUAGGAAUUACCUAAUAAUUCAUGAUAAAAUAAUUGUAAUCUGUUCAUUAAAAAAAUAACGAUAAUAUAAUAAAUUACAUUAUUAUUGGUAUUAUUUUUACUAAUUUAGCUAAACUAUUA
This is a messenger RNA of Daktulosphaira vitifoliae (grape phylloxera), 11654 nucleotides long. RefSeq names its product dystrophin-like. The coding region runs from base 321 to 11483 and encodes 3720 amino acids. Gene Ontology annotation, cellular component: plasma membrane. Gene Ontology annotation, biological process: synaptic signaling. The record is from RefSeq and is a predicted model, not a curated record. NCBI's taxonomy places the organism in Eukaryota, Metazoa, Arthropoda, Insecta, Hemiptera, Phylloxeridae. The transcript is spliced from 71 exons. Gene Ontology annotation, molecular function: protein binding; zinc ion binding.